This is a messenger RNA of Saxophila tyrrhenica, 456 nucleotides long. RefSeq lists its product as uncharacterized. The coding region runs from base 1 to 456 and encodes 151 amino acids. The record is from RefSeq and is a predicted model, not a curated record. Gene Ontology annotation, cellular component: preribosome, large subunit precursor. The transcript has 2 exons. Lineage: Eukaryota; Fungi; Ascomycota; Dothideomycetes; Mycosphaerellales; Extremaceae.
AUGGCGAAGAGCGCGAGAGCAUCGGUCAAGAAGAGGAAUAACCAGGCCCUCAAGCGCAAGGUCUUUGGUCCGGCGGAGACAGCGCGCAACGACCGACUGUCAGCAAAACUCAUGGAGCUCGCGCAGCAACCAAAACCACCCCGACCUGAGAUGGAUGUUGAAGAGGAAGGUGAGCAGCAUUAUGCGGAGAUUCCACGAAGAGUGACUGGCCAGGAAUCUGACACCAUUGAUUUGACAGGUGUAGCACCAGAAGCGAAGGAGGAUGACUCGGCCACUCAAGACAUCGAUAUGGACGCCAACCGAGCUGCCGCAAAGCCUGCUGAGCGAAGCAACAAAUCUCUGAAGCGUGAGAAGGAAAACAAGGCGGCGAAGAUCGAGAAGAAGCGCAUACGAAAGCCUCGAAACCGCAUCACGUUCGCGAAACAUCCGAAGAAGGCUGGUGGGAAGAAGCGGUGA